Stegodyphus dumicola is the source of this 1836-nucleotide messenger RNA. RefSeq names its product annulin-like. NCBI's taxonomy places the organism in Eukaryota, Metazoa, Arthropoda, Arachnida, Araneae, Eresidae. The record is from RefSeq and is a predicted model, not a curated record. Gene Ontology annotation, molecular function: protein-glutamine gamma-glutamyltransferase activity. Gene Ontology annotation, biological process: peptide cross-linking.
GGAACGGGCACCAAGCGGGCUUUAGUCAACGACAUUUUCAACAUAUCAGUUGGAUACAUUCAGCAAUGGACAAAGUACUCUCAGGUUUGCGUACGAAACGCAGUGUCCCAUCAGAAUGGAUAACUGUCGUAUAUCGAAGGCGUAAACGAAAAGCUAAGGGGGAUGAAGACCAUGUUCCUUUGAUUGUUGAACUUGCAGAAUUAUGUAUAUCAACAAAUACGGUGAAACAUUAUACAAGUGCAUUUCAUCUAGUGAAGAAACUAUGCCCACAGCUUAUCAUUAGAAGAGGAUUUCCAUUUAAGCUGACUUUAACUCUCAACCGAUCAUAUGAUCCCGAAAAAGAUGUUCUUUGCUUGGUAUUCACUUUAAAAGAUGCAGCUUCUCCUUCAUAUUCGCAGAAAACGGAAAUAUUUCUACCUGUUCUAUCAUGUGAAGAAGGAGAGAAAUUGCUUUCAGAAUGGAAAGUACGGAUUCUGGAAACAAGUGAAAAAGAAUUAACAUUAGAGGUAACACCAGCACCAAAUGCUAUAAUUGGAGAAUGGAUUCUUGAAAUUGAUUCAAGAUCAAAAGAUAACAAAAAUGCUGCAGAUUUCCGCUACAAAUCAAAGAAUCCUAUUAUUAUUUUAUUCAAUCCAUGGUGCGAAAGUGAUUCAGUUUAUAUGCCAGAUGAAGAUAAAAGAUCCGAAUAUGUUUUAGCUGACAGUGGUCUUGUAUGGCGAGGCAGCCAUAACUGUCUUAGGCCCUGUGUUUGGAAUUUCGGACAGUUUGAGGAAAAUAUUCUAGAAUGUUGCUUGUAUCUUCUAACACAUGUAGGACGUUUGGGUGUUGUGGCCCGAUCGGACCCAAUUCGUGUGGUUCGUCACAUUUCUGCAGUGCUCAACUGUCGCGAUGACAAUGGAGUAAUUGUUGGCAAUUGGUCCGGAAAAUACAAAGGGGGAAAACCACCAACCUGCUGGGGUGGAAGCCAAAUGAUUCUUCAGAAAUACUACAAAAAUAAGAAACCUAUCAAGUAUGGCCAGUGUUGGGUCUUUUCUGGUGUUUUUACGACAGUAUGCAGAUCCCUUGGAAUCCCAUCUAGGCCAGUGACAAAUUUUUCAUCCGCGCAUGAUACUCAUAACAGUCUCACCAUUGACCGAUUUUUUGAUUGCCAUGGAAAACCUUUGGAGAAAAUGAAUAUUGAUUCUGUAUGGAACUUCCAUGUUUGGAAUGAAGCUUGGAUGCAACGUCCAGACCUAGAGCCUGGUAACUAUGGUGGCUGGCAAGCAGUUGACUCUACUCCUCAGGAGGAAUCUGACGGACUGUUUCGCUGUGGUCCAGCUAGUGUAGCUGCAAUUAAAAGAGGUGAAGUAAAAAAAGCAUUUGAUACAACAUUUCUUUUUGCUGAAGUUAAUGCUGAUAAAGUAUAUUGGAGGUACCAUGGGCCAAACCAACCAUUGAAACUUAUCAAAAAGUCUACUGAAGAGAUUGGCCAAUGUAUAAGCACUAAAGCAGUCGGAAAGUUUGAAAGAGAAGAUAUAACUCACGAAUAUAAACAUUUAGAAUGCUCAAAAGAAGAACGUGAAGUAAUGCUGAGAGCAUUAAGACAGUGUAAAGAUGCAUUUUCAAGAUAUUAUCUGAAUGAUGAUUUGGAAGAUGUUAAAUUCGAAUUUACGCUUUUAGAUGAUAUUGUAAUUGGAGAAUCAUUUACUGUUAAAUUGAAAGCAAUAAACAAACGAGAAGAAGGAGAAGAAUAUACAGUGAAUGUAUCUCUUCAUGUACAUUCUGCACUUUACACUGGCCAGCCUAAAAAACUUAUUAAAAGGGAUGAAUUUGAAAUUCAGUUAGGACCUGGUGUUG